AAAUUUUUUUUUUUUUGAUGUGCUCGAAGACGAUGGUGUUGGAAAAAAUUGCAUUUGAUAAUUGAUUUUGAUAUGGUAAUUACCAUUAAAAGCCUCGCUGGCUGAGAUCAUCAGGCAGCUACAAAACCGCAGCAUCAGCACAUGCUCCCAUGAGCUGUGCUUUCCUUUCGUUUCUUACAAUUUUGAGACCCCUUUUUUCAUUUUUGGAAGAACCCGUUUUUGUGAAUUUCUGAAUGUGGGUGUGAUUACUGCUAGCUCAUACAGAUCAGCCUUACUCUUAUUAGUCUUGGCCCUGUAGGACUGAUUCUGAUUCUGGGUACUGAUUCUUUGCCUUCUCUCGAGUUUUUGGAUUGAAUAAAAAGGUGGGCAUUAUUGAUUAUUUCGAUACACUGAAGAAGAGGGUGUAUUGACUUGAUCGAGAUUAAGGGCGCCACUGGUUCUAGUGAGCCAAGCCAUCGAUAUGGUGGAGGAUUUUUUACCUUCUUGAUUGAAUCUGGGAGAUGGGUCGGCUCCGAUUUAUGAUUUCGUGUUGAAUUGGGGCGAAGUAAUCCGUGAAAGAUGAGGCGGCGGCCGGCCGACUUUCGCCGCCCGGUUCGACGGAGGUUUUCGCAUUGGAUCUGGGCGCUUUUUGGGCUUUUCACAAUCGUAGGACUCGUUUUGUUUGUAGUUCACCAUAAUCAGAGGGAAGAUCGCGUCGAACAGCCCGUAUUGGAGAGAAAUUCAAGAAUUGAACAGGUUGCUCAUGACAGAUUAAAUUUCACUGAAGAAAUAUCAAGUGCCACAUCAUUUUCCCGACAAUUGGCGGAGCAAAUCACCCUCGCCAAAGCUUAUGUUGUUAUUGCCAAAGAGCAUAGCAAUCUUCACCUUGCUUGGGAGCUGAGCUCAAAGAUCAGAAGUUCCCAGCUAUUGCUUUCUAAAGCUGUGAUGAGAGGGGAGCCCAUCACUCUAGAGGAAGCAGAGCCCAUAAUUAAAAGCCUAUCCUCUCUAAUAUUCAAGGCACAAAAUGCUCAUUAUGAUAUUUCAACUACAAUAAUGACAAUGAAGUCUCAUAUUCAAGCCCUUGAAGAGCGGGCCAACGCUGCCACAGUACAGAGCACAGUGUUUGGGCAACUUGCAGCUGAGGCUCUUCCUAAGAGUCUUCACUGCCUAAAUGUGAAGCUCAUAGCUGACUGGAUGGAAUACCCAUCCUUCCAAGAACUGGCAGAUGAGAGGAGAAACUCCCAGCGCGUUGUGGAUAAUAAUCUCUAUCAUUUUUGCAUAUUUUCGGAUAAUGUUUUGGCGACGUCUGUGGUUGUCAAUUCCACGGUUUCUAAUGCUGAUCAUCCAAAACAGUUGGUCUUCCACAUUGUCACAAAUGAGAUCAACUAUGGAGCUAUGCAGACUUGGUUCCUUAGUAAUAAUUUCAAAGGAUCUACUAUAGAAGUCCAAAAGAUUGAGGACUUCUCUUGGCUAAAUGCCUCUUAUGCUCCUGUUCUGAAACAAAUGCUUGAUCCAAAUACACGAGCGUAUUAUUUUGGAGGACUUCAAGAUUUGGCAGUUGAACCGAAAUUGCGAAACCCAAAGUACCUGUUGCUGUUGAACCAUCUUCGGUUUUACAUUCCAGAGAUCUAUCCACAACUAGAGAAGGUAGUGUUUCUUGACGAUGAUGUCGUAGUCCAGAAAGACCUAACGCCACUAUUUUCUCUUGACUUGCAUGAAAACGUGAAUGGAGCAGUUGAAACUUGUCUCGAAGCGUUUCAUCGUUAUUACAAGUACCUAAACUUUUCAAAUGCAAUCAUAAGCUCAAAGUUUGACCCACAGGCUUGUGGAUGGGCAUUUGGCAUGAAUGUCUUUGAUCUGAUCGCAUGGAGGAAAGCAAACGUAACUGCUCGGUAUCAUUACUGGCAGGAACAAAAUGCUGACGGUUUGCUUUGGAAGCCAGGCACUCUUCCUCCUGGUUUAUUAGCCUUCUACGGGCUAACAGAACCACUUGAUCGGAGAUGGCACGUCUUGGGAUUGGGUUAUGACCUGAACAUCGACAAUCGUUUGAUCGAGAGUGCAGCUGUAAUUCACUUCAAUGGAAACAUGAAGCCAUGGUUGAAGCUGGCCAUAAGCAGGUACAAACCUCUGUGGAAACGUUAUAUAAACCAAAGCCACCUUUAUUUUCAAGAUUGCAUUACUAGUUAAAAAAAGUGUACUACUACUUGAUUUUCCACCAGUGCUUUCAUUGUAGAUUCAAAAGUAGACAAUUUUGACUAUCUUAGGAGGUUUUGUUUUCUCCACCCUAGUUUCUUGAGAAGAGAGAAACAAAAAAGGAUGAUUUUUUACACACUUAGAGAAGUUCAAAAUGUAACGAGGAAAAAUGGCUCUGGGAACCCAUUUUUGGUUGAUGAUAGCUUCUUCUCCCACCACCAAGCUGUAGAUUUUUUUUGUUUUUUUUUUGUUUUAAUCUUCGCUUCCCUCAUCGUCUGCAAGCUAUAGAUUUAAUAAUUUGUCUGAACAUUCUAGUUAUGUUGUAAGCAAAACAUAUUUAUUGUCCAUACCAUACAUCUUCUCCUGUGCA
Momordica charantia (bitter melon) is the source of this 2542-nucleotide messenger RNA. RefSeq names its product galacturonosyltransferase 11 (gene GAUT11). The record is from RefSeq and is a predicted model, not a curated record. Lineage: Eukaryota; Viridiplantae; Streptophyta; Magnoliopsida; Cucurbitales; Cucurbitaceae. Gene Ontology annotation, molecular function: polygalacturonate 4-alpha-galacturonosyltransferase activity.